Xiphophorus hellerii (green swordtail) is the source of this 1279-nucleotide messenger RNA. It is a transcript of the gene s100s, whose product is annotated as S100 calcium binding protein S. Bases 358 to 708 code for a protein of 116 amino acids. The transcript is spliced from 4 exons. The record is from RefSeq and is a predicted model, not a curated record. NCBI's taxonomy places the organism in Eukaryota, Metazoa, Chordata, Actinopteri, Cyprinodontiformes, Poeciliidae. Gene Ontology annotation, cellular component: cytoplasm. Gene Ontology annotation, molecular function: calcium-dependent protein binding; calcium ion binding.
UCGAAAGCCCUUUGUUUCUUGUCUUUCCACUCCACAAUUAUGCUAUACUUUGUGAUGUUUAAUCGCAGAAGAUCCCAAUAGAUAACAUAAAUGGUUGUUCAAGGGAUAUUCUGCCAUCUUUUUUAACUGAGUGGAAUGAGAGAAGGGAGGAAGGACACCUUCAGGUCCAAAGGGGGAGAUAAAGUUUAGGGGAGCGGGAGGAGGAGGGAGGAGAGGAGCAGGUGAUAUUUAAGCCACUGGCAGACUCUCUCCCCAUCCAUCUCUGCUUUGGCUCUGUCCCCUGCUGCUCUUUAAAGACAAAGGAGGCCCUCCAUCAGCACUCAGUCUCCCCACGAGUCCAGCACAAGACGCUCCAAGAUGCCGGACACAAUCAUGUCCAAGGAGCCCAGUUCCAACCUGGAGAGUGCCAUGCAGAUGCUCAUAAAAACCUUCCACAAAUAUUCGGGGAAGGAGGGCGAUAAGUACACCCUGAGCAGGGGCGAGCUGAAGGAGCUGCUAACGGAGGAACUGGGCAGUUACCUAGGGAACUCCAAAGACAACGAAGCCGUGGAGAAGGUGAUGAACGACCUGGACGCCAACAACGACGGCGAGGUGGACUUCACGGAGUUCAUCAUCCUGAUGGGCGCCCUCACAGUGGCCUGCAACGACUUCUUCCUGGAUUCAAAACCGGAAGACAAGGGGAAAGACGGGGCGGGGAAGAAAGAUUGAAACUGUGCAAGAGAGGCCGGAGUAAAAACAGGAGGAGGAGGAAGACAACAACGACGAAGGAAAGGAGAAGGAGGGGGAAAGGCCUGUAAAACCGAUGGCUUUUUUUUUCCACUUUUUGUCUUGCGCAAUUUCUAAAUACUACAAACCCAUAUGAGAGGAGAUGUCCGGCGCUCAGUUUAUGGGGUUCACAGAACAUGAGGAAUUCAGUGGGAGUGCUGUUUUCCCCCAUGCAAAUGUUAUUCAUACCACAACUAAUCCGGAUCAAGUUCCUCUCAGUGCAGCGAGAGACUUAAUGUACACAUCAGGGUUUAUUUCAUCACGUUUCAGCUCAGACUCAUCCGAGUUUUACAGUAGGGGAGGUUAUGAGAAGGUACCAGACUGGAGAUGUAUGUUUGAUCCUUUCUUGCACAAUGGAGUAUCUGUGAACAUAUAUAUGAAUAUAUAACGUUUCAGAUCAUUAUAUCAUUGUAUGUACUCAGAGUUGAAAGAUAGGUGAUGUUGCACCUAUUUUUUAAUCUUUUAUGGAAAUAACCAGUGCUUCAAAAAUAUUAAACGUUGCAUUUAACCAACA